AGAAAUCCUAGCCAAAAUGUCUCAAAUAGCACUUAUUACCCUGACGAUCUCCUCUGUCGUUAUGCUCGCCCUUGCCCAAACUAUCCGGACAACUGAAACAGUGUAUGCUGCCAGAGAUACACGAACAGAUUCGACAUUGCGUCGUGAUAACCGUGAUGCGCUUUGGUGCCCUACCUACCAAGUUGGAACGAUGUGUCCAGAGGACUCAUUCUUCUCCUAUUACACAUGCUGUGGACACUUACAUAAGGAGUGUUGCUCACAUAUGCGAAUCUGGGUGUUGCUCCUGCUUAUUGGCCUCCCACUCUUGUGCAUCCUCCCCCUCUGCUUCUACUUCCUUCGACGGCUAAUGAACAAGCGUCGUACCACCCAGCGAUACUCCAGCGGAGUACAAAUGGGCCCUCGUGACACGACCAACGUGACCACCGGAGGAACCCGCGAAGUCAGGGAAAUCCGCACUGUACAUACUAAAUAAGCUGUAAUUGUACCUGUAUACCUCUUUCCAUGCAUUUUAUUCGCGAGAUUUAUUUUUGUUCGCCUUGCCUUAUAGUUCUCCUCAACAACCACGAUUUUUUUUGUAUAUGCUUUAUUUACACAAUUCUCUCAAUUUGACACAGGCGAGUAUCGCAUAGGCUAUUUUAUUGUAUGUUGAAUGUAUGU
Molecule: messenger RNA, 657 nt
Organism: Cylicocyclus nassatus
Lineage: Eukaryota; Metazoa; Nematoda; Chromadorea; Rhabditida; Strongylidae
Source: the annotation of a GenBank genome assembly